Molecule: messenger RNA, 984 nt
Organism: Neoarthrinium moseri
Lineage: Eukaryota; Fungi; Ascomycota; Sordariomycetes; Amphisphaeriales; Apiosporaceae
Exons: 1
Coding region: 1-984 (327 amino acids)
Source: RefSeq, a predicted model, not a curated record
AUGGUCGUCGCCAACAGCAACCCCCGCGCCAACAUGUCACGGAGGGCCUCGAGACCGCAAAUCCGUCUUAUUGAAAUCCAGCCGGCACCGCGGCUGGAAGACAGGGUUGUGUGCCGGAUCAUCAACACAAAGCUGACAGAUGACUUGGAGUUCUUCGCCUUGUCCUACCUGGUGGGCGAAGCGACCAGCACGGAGACGAUUUCUAUCAAUGACACCAAGACAUCGGUCCCAAGCAGUCUCUCCGAGGCCGUGAGACACAUUCGGGAGGCACUCAAGUCCGAUAUAGCUAGGAGCGAACCCACUCCGCGAUGGCUUCUUCGAGCUGUGAAGCACAUGCGUGUCGUUUUCCCGGAUCUCAUGAGUUGCGGGGCAAUUCGGCUCUGGGCCGAGACACUCUGCAUUGACCAGAACAAUCCUCGGGAGCUGGCUGAGAGGAGAGUUAUCAUGAGCCAGGUUUAUGCGUCUGCCAAGAUGGUCAUCGGUUGGCUGGGUCCAAGCGACGAAUAUACGGACGACUUUCUUGCGUUUCUCAAGGUCGCUGAAGAGUACAUGCCACCGAAUUACGGAGACCCAGGCGACAAGGAGAAGAACCCGCAGGAUUACGCUCCCCACCAUGUCUGGUUGUCAAACAAGAUUCUCGAGGGGUUUUGGCGAAGCCCACGGCACAUGGAGGCGCUCCAUCGAUUCUACGACUUGCCAUAUUUGCACCGUUGCUGGCUUCUCGAAGAAAUCUCUCAAUCAAGAUUCCCAACAUUCAUGCUGGGCACGGCGAUGAUACCGUGGAUGACAAUUUUACGGAUGACGAAAUGCCGCGAGGAACUUGUCGACCAGCCCAGCGAUGUCUUUCCUGACAAGUAUCGCACAAGCCUGAAACUACCUCCGCUAGAAGCAUUGCAGACCUUUCUAGCCGAUUUACAGAAGAGGCACUUGACAGCCGCGCCGUUCAAUACAAAGCAGUCAACCUCGUCCAAGGGAUCAGCGUGA